Molecule: messenger RNA, 1667 nt
Organism: Sesamum indicum (sesame)
Lineage: Eukaryota; Viridiplantae; Streptophyta; Magnoliopsida; Lamiales; Pedaliaceae
Gene: CEL3
Product: cellulase 3
Biological process (GO): carbohydrate metabolic process
Molecular function (GO): hydrolase activity, hydrolyzing O-glycosyl compounds
Source: RefSeq, a predicted model, not a curated record
ACACACACACACAAACUAAUUAAUUAAGCCACCCUGCCUGCCUCUGCUUCUUGUUUGGAGGUUGACAGAUAUCAUCAACCUCCUCAACUACUAUAAUGCCAUCAUCCUCUACCCUUCAUUUUCUCUUUCCCAUACUCUUCUUCUCUUUCACAUUAUUCCUCUCUAACUCCCCAAUUGCUCUUGGGAACCCAAAUUACCGAGAUGCCCUCGCUAAAUCCAUUUUGUUCUUCCAAGGCCAGAGGUCCGGCAGGCUUCCUCCACCCACCUCCCAACACAUCACUUGGAGGGGUAAUUCUGGACUUCUCGAUGGUCAGCUGGCCGGUGUGGACUUAAGCGGAGGAUACUACGAUGCCGGAGACAAUGUCAAGUUCAACUUCCCAAUGGCCUUCACAACUACAAUGCUGUCGUGGGGUUACAUCGAGUAUGGCAAGAAAAUGGGGCCUCAAUUGGCCAGCAACAGGGAGGCCAUCCGUUGGGCCACGGAUUACCUGCUCAAGUGUGCUCGGGCCACACCUGGUAAGCUCUAUGUGGGCGUGGGCGAUCCAAAUGCUGACCACAAGUGUUGGGAGAGGCCGGAAGAUAUGGACACUCCCAGAAGUGUGUAUUCGGUGUCGGCCAGCAAUCCAGGGUCGGACGUUGCUGCUGAAACUGCAGCUGCGCUGGCUGCUGCUUCCAUUGUUUUCCGCAAACUUGAUCCCACUUACUCCAAACUGCUAUUGAGGACUGCAAAGACCGUCAUGCAAUUUGCAAUACAGUACAGAGGCUCCUACAGCGACUCGCUUGGUUCUGCUGUCUGCCCAUUUUAUUGCUCCUAUUCGGGUUACACGGAUGAGUUGUUAUGGGGAGCAGCAUGGCUUUUCAGAGCAACUAAUGAGGUUUAUUACCUGAAUUUGAUAAGAUCAUUAGGGGCAAAUGAUGCAACUGACAUUUUCAGUUGGGAUAACAAAUAUGCUGGUGCUCGUGUUCUCCUAGCAAGGAGAAGCUUAGUGGAUAAAGAGCAGACAUUUGAGCCAUUCAGACAACAGGCUGAGGACUUCAUGUGUAGAAUACUGCCUAAUUCCCCAUCCUCCACUACACAAUACACAGCAGGUGGUUUAAUGUAUAAGCUGAGUGCAAGCAAUCUGGAGUAUGUGACAGCUAUAACUUUCUUGCUUACUACAUACUCCAAAUAUAUGGCAACCUCAAAGCAUACUUUCAAUUGUGGAAAUCUUAUGGUCACUUCAAAGACAUUGAGAAUCCUGGCCAAAAGACAAGUGGACUACAUAUUAGGAGAUAAUCCAAUGAAGAUGUCUUACAUGGUUGGAUACGGAAGCAACUACCCCAGGAGAAUUCACCACAGGGGAUCCUCUUUACCCUCCCUCCAAGAUCAUCCACAAUCCUUGGGGUGUGAGGCUGGAUUCCAACCAUUUUACUACACACCAAACCCCAACCAAAAUAUCUUAACUGGCGCAAUUGUUGGAGGUCCCAACCAGAACGAUUUCUUCCCCGACCAACGCACUGAUUACUCUCAUUCUGAGCCCGCUACAUAUAUUAAUGCCGCCAUUGUUGGACCAUUGGCAUACUUUGCUGGGAUCAACUAAUGAUAUUCAUCAUCAUCAACCCGCUAUAUAUAUAAUCUAUCUACGUACUACUCUUAAUUUGAUUCCAAGUGUAUAUAUAUUUAUAUA